Effrenium voratum is the source of this 374-nucleotide messenger RNA. The record is from the annotation of a GenBank genome assembly. NCBI's taxonomy places the organism in Eukaryota, Dinophyceae, Suessiales, Symbiodiniaceae.
GAGCGACUUUGAUGCAGCCCAGUAAGUGCUACAGGGCCAAGAUGCAGGACGAGAUUGUGGGCUCGGACCUCUGGAGCCCGGAGGCGCGGCUGGCGGUGACGGCGCUGGAGGCCGUGGUGGAUGCUUUCGGCAUCACCUCCAUGCUGGAUUGCGCCUGCGGUGAUGCCACCUGGAUGGUGCCUUUCUUCGUGGCGCGGCAGAAGGAGCUCCAGUACCUGGGCGUGGACGUGGUGUCCGAGGUGAUCGAGCGCAACAAGCAGCGGCAUCCGGGGGUUCAGUUCCUGGCGCAGGACCUGUCCGAGAUCCCGCUGCCCACGGGCGCGGAGCUGAUCUUCUCCAAGGAAACGCCCGGGCGCCCGGCGCAUCGGCGCUGA